ACAGACUGGUGUAAACAGAGCAGGACGUAACAGUAGACAGAUACGGCUGUGAGAACUGAACACACACAGACGCACACCAAAAGGUACAGACAAUUUUCUCUAUGGAUUAUACCCUGUGUAUGUGUGUCUGUGUGUGUGUGUGUGUGUGUGUGUGUGUGUGAGGAAGAGAGAGAGAGAGAGGGAGAGGGAGAAACAUUUAUGUAAAUAGCCAGUAUUAGAAUGAGGUGAUACUCUUUGAACUUCUCUGUUGCAUCCUCUUUAUCAAUGUGAAGACCAUAAUGAAUAGUUUAGUGUCAAAAUGAAGACCAUAAUGAAUAGUUUAGUGUCAAAAUGAAGACCAUAAUGAGGUUAGACAGGACUUUCGGUUGUGUGUAGUUGUUGUGAACAUAGGGAGAGAGCGAGAGAGAGAGAGAGCGAGAGAGAGAGAGAGAGAGGAGAGAGGAGAGGAGAGGAGAGAGAGAGAGGAGAGAGAGAGAGAGAGAGAGAGGAGAGGAGAGAGAGAGAGGAGAGAGAGAGAGAGAGAGAGAGAGAGGAGAGAGAGAGAGAGAGAUGAGUAGAAUAAGGACCAGUUAAGCCAGGGGUGUCAAACCACGGAGGGCCUAGUGUCUGCUGGUUUUUGUUUUUUCCUUCCAAUUAAGACAAACAGGUGAGUGGAGUUCCUUACUAAUUAAUGACCAUUCAUCAAACAAGUACAAGGGUGGAGCGAAAACCCGCAGACACUGAGCCCUCUGUGGAAUGAGUUUGACACGUGCGUUAAGGGCAUUAAUUGUCAAAAGGAGCAGGGUAUCUUGACAGUGCCCUUUAGAGGCAGACUGUCUGAUAAAAAUGAUAUUAACAUGUUUUGACAAAUGGUUUGCUUUAAAAGACUAUGUUUAAAUAAACCUUAUGGAUAAAAAUAUAUUGACAUUACCUGCUGUAAAUAAUAAUGCUGGUUGUGUAGAUUUCAAUAGAAGAAGUCAAUAUUAGGAAAAUAACUGUGUAUCUUGAGAAAAUGUAAUGGAUUUGGUCUCAGAUGCACUGAAUCUGUCAGUGACACACACACACACACAGACACACACACAGACACGCACGCACACACACACACACACACACACACACACACACACACACACACACACACACACCACACACACACACACACACACACACAACACACACACACACACACACACAAGCACACACUCUCACACACACACACACACACACACACACACACACACACACACCACACACACACACACACACACACACACACACACACACACACACACACACACACACACACCACACACACACACAAACACACACACACACACACACACAUACACAUUGGAAUGCUAAACAGCAUUCUAACUGUCAGCUGAGGGAAUGUGACAAUGUGACGCACACCUCUGCCCUCUUCCUGUUUUUUAGUUUUAGUUUUUUACAAUACAGGUGAUACAGGGAUCUCCAUCUUCCACCGCUUUCAAUUAAUGAAACAUGGCCUUCAAUAUGGACCACAAUGAGUUAAAUUAAGUGUAUUACUACUGGUCUGGAGCAAACACAUGCACCCAGUAGCUCUUCAGGACUGGAGUGACACAUAUUUCAUUUCACACAGCAUGUUUGUAUCAACUGAAAACAAAGAAUACAAUACAUGAACACCUCACAUUAGUUCAAAGGUCAACGGGUCAUUUAUGUUGUCAAGAUGUACUGUAUGUGGAAGGGUUUACAGGAGAUUAGUGAGAGAUGUGAGACGAAAACCUAUUCCCUUCUGCCAAGAGAGAACCGCUACUAUCUCAUGUGCCAUAUACUGCCGUUGUGCCCUUGAGCAAGGCACUUAACCCUCCCGUUGUCCUAGGGUCAAAAUGACCCGCCACUGUGUUGAACCAACUUUAUUUAAUUUUUAUAUUUUUUGGAUCAUUUGUGAGAAGGAGGCAGUGAUACUUUCUUUAAAGUCUCACUGCCUCCUUCUCACAAAUUAUCCCCCAAAAAUAAAAAAUAAAUAAAGUUGGUUCAACACAGUGGCGGGUCAUUUUGACCCUAGGACAACGGGAGGGUUAAUCAACAAGGCAUUUUUUGUUUUACUUUUGUGCUGAUGCACUUUUGACCUGACUUUCAGCAAUAUGUUUGUAAUGUCUAAUGCAUUAUGUAUGUCUCUGUUAUGUGUUGUGUUGUCAUUAGAGGACUGACUGUGUUCCACUUCUUAACUUUUCUACCUUUUGAAUUCUGAUGGGGCGGUUACACUGCUGCCCCCUGUAAAAUGUAUGCUCGCAUGACUGUAAGUCGCUUUGGAUAAAAGCGUCUGCUAAAUGGCAUAUUAUUAUUUAUUAUUAUUAUUAGUGAGAUCUGACUGGGCAGUUACACUGCUGCCCCCUGUUGGUGAGAUCUGACAGGGCAGUUACACUGCUGCCCCCUGUUGGUGAGAUCCCCCCUCAUGGGUGUACUGUACCUUCUGAAUCACAUGGUGGUAGUCUAUGGUUGUACUGCCUUCUGAAUCACAUGGUGGUAGUCUAUGGUUGUACUGCCUUCUGAAUCAUAUGGUGGUAGUCUAUGGUUGUACUGCCUUCUGAAUCACAUGGUGGUAGUCUAUGGUUGUACUGUCUUCUGAAUCACAUGGUGGUAGUCUAUGGUUGUACUGCCUUCUGAAUCACAUGGUGGUAGUCUAUGGUUGUACUGCCUUCUGAAUCAUAUGGUGGUAGUCUAUGGUUGUACUGCCUUCUGAACCACAUGGUGGUAGUCUAUGGUUGUACUGCCUUCUGAAUCAUAUGGUGGUAGUCUAUGGUUGUACUGCCUUCUGAACCACAUGGUGGUAGUCUAUGGUUGUACUGCCUUCUGAAUCAUAUGGUGGUAGUAUAUGGUUGUACUGCCUUCUGAAUCAUAUGGUGGUAGUCUAUGGUUGUACUGCCUUCUGAAUCAUAUGGUGGUAGUAUAUGGUUGUACUGCCUUCUGAAUCAUAUGGUGGUAGUCUAUGGUUGUACUGCCUUCUGAAUCAUAUGGUGGUAGUCUAUGGUUGUACUGUCUUCUGAAUCACAUGGUGGUAGUCUAUGGUUGUACUGCCUUCUGAACCACAUGGUGGUAGUCUAUGGUUGUACUGUCUUCUGAAUCAUAUGGUGGUAGUCUAUGGUUGUACUGCCUUCUGAACCACAUGGUGGUAGUCUAUGUCAAAGCUACCCUCUCCCGUUUAGUUAUCACACGGUCACAGUGCUGACGUUUACAUACAUUUGGGAAUUCUAGAAACCAAAGGUUAAUGUCAAAUGCGCUACAACGUGCUUCGGAUUGAAUCUCUGUCCUAAUCUAAAUCCUAGUCCCUACCUCUUGAUUGAAUCUCUGUCCUAAUCUGAAUCCUAGUCUCUACCUCUUGAUUUAAUCGCUUUCCUAAUCUAAGUCCUAGUCCCUACCUGUUUAUUAAAUCUCUGUCCUAAUCUGUCCUAGUCCUAGUCCCUACCUCUUAAUUUAAUCUCUGUUUUAAUAUAAAUCCUAGUUCCUAUCUCUUGACUGAAUCUCUGUCCUAAUCUAAAUCCUUGUACCUACCUCUUGAUUUAAUCUCUGUCCUAAUCUAAAUCCUCAUACCUACCUCUUGACUGAAUCUCUGUCCUAAUCUGAGUCCUAGUCUCUACCUCUUGAUUUAAUCGCUGUCCUAAUCUAAGUCCUAGUCCCUAACUCUUUAUUAAAUCUCUGUCCUAAUCUAAAUCCUAGUCCUAGUCCCUAGCUCUUGACUGAAUCUCUGAAAUGCUGUCGUAAUCUAAAUCCUAGUCCCUACCUCUUGAUUGAAUCUCUGUCCUAAUCUAAGUCCUAGUCCCUACCUCUUUAUUAAAUCUCUGUCCUAAUCUAAGUCCUAGUCCUAGUCCCUACCUCUUGAUUGAAUCUCUGUCCUAAUCUAAAUCCUAGUCCCUACCUCUUUAUUAAAUCUCUGUCCUAAUCUAAGUCCUAGUCCUAGUCUCUACCUCUUGAUUUAAUCGCUGUCCUAAUCUAAAUCCUAGUCCCUAACUCUUUAUUAAAUCUCUGUCCUAAUCUAAAUCCUAGUCCUAGUCCCUACCUCUUGAUUGAAUAUAUGUCCUAAUCUAAGUCCUAGUCCCUACCUCUUGAUUGAAUCUCUGUCCUAAUCUAAGUCCUAGUCCCUACCUCUUUAUUAAAUCUCUGUCCUAAUCUAAGUCCUAGUCCUAGUCCCUACCUCUUGAUUGAAUCUCUGUCCUAAUCUAAAUCCUAGUCCCUACCUCUUUAUUAAAUCUCUGUCCUAAUCUAAGUCCUUGUCCUAGUUUCUAUCUCUUGAUUUAAUCGCUGUCCUAAUCUAAGUCCUAGUCCCUAACUCUUUAUUAAAUCUAUGCCCUAAUCUAAAUCCUAGUCCUAGUCCCUACCUCUUGAUUGAAUCUCUGUCCUAAUCUAAAUCCUAGUCUCUACCUCUUGAUUUAAUCUCUGUCCUAAUCUAAGUCCUAGUCUCUACCUCCUGAUUUAAUCUCUGUCCUAAUCUAUGUCCUAGUCUCUACCUCUUGAUUUAAUCUCUGUCCUAAUCUAACUCCUAGUCUCUACCUCCUGAUUUAAUCUCUGUCGUAAUCUAUGUCAUAGUCUCUACCUCUUGAUUGAAUCUCUGUCCUAAUCUAAAUCCUAGUCUCUACCUCUUGAUUUAAUCUCUGUCCUAAUCGAAGUCCUAGUCUCUACCUCCUGAUUGAAUCUUUGUCCUAAUCUAAGUCCUAGUCUCUACCUCUUGAUUUAAUCUCUGUCCUAAUCUAAGUCAUAGUCUCUACCUCCUGAUUUAAUCACUGUCCUAAUCUAAAUCCUAGUCUCUACCUGUUGAUUGAAUCUUUGUCCUAAUCUAAAUCCUAAUCUCUACCUCUUUAUUAAAUCUCUGUCUUAAUCUAAGUCCUAGUCUCUACCUCUUGAUUGAAUCUCUGUCCUAAUCUAAGUCCUAGUCCCUACCUCUUUAUUAAAUCUCUGUCCUAAUGUAAAUCCUAGUGCUUACCUGUUGAGCAUUUACAGAUAUGAAGGAAGUGGAUCAGUGUAGAUCAGGGAUGGGCAACUUUGAUGGAGGUGGGGGCCGCAAACAAACUGAACUCAUCAUGAGGGGCCGCAGUGGUUCGUGGGUCUGCGUACCAACAUUGAUAUAUACACUACCAGUCAAAAGUUUGGACACACCUACUCAUUCAAGGGUUUUUCUUUAUUUUUACUAUUUUUUACAUUGUAGAAUAAUAGUGAAGACAUAAAAAAUAUUAAAUAACACAUAUGGAAUCAUGUAGUAACCAGAAAAGUGUUAAAGAAAUCCAAAUAUAUGUUAUAUUUGAGAUUCUUCAAAUAGCCACCCUUUGCCUUGAUGACAGCUUUGCACACUCUUGGCCAGGAAGAACUCUUCAUGGCAUCACCAUCACUCUUUCUCUCUCUCUCUCUCUCUCUCCUCUCUCUCUCUCUCUCUCUCUCUCUCUCUCUCUCUCUCUCUCUCUCUCUCUCAGAUGUCUGGGACACCACCCCCAGUACGUCCUAGGAAGCCAUCAGGGAUAAGAGUCAUGCCCCAUGAUGGUCAACUUCCUUCCCAUGGCAACGCAAAGGUGUUCAAAGGUGUGUGUGUGUGUGUACUGUAUGUGUGCGUGCGUGCGUGUGUGUGUGUUGUUUAAGCUGACAUCUAUGUUAUGUUUCUUGUCAGUGAAUGGGGCCAGUAGUGAGCCAAAGCACACAUCUCGAGGACAUGCAGAGAGAGAGGUGGUAUGUAUCUGUGUGUGUGUGUUCAUACAGUAUGUUUGCAACUGUGCUUGUGCAUGUGUGUGAGUGUCUGCUAAUGUGUGUCUGCGUGUGUCUUUGUGUGUGUGUGUGUGCAUGUGAGUGUGUGAAUGUGUGUGUGUGUGUGCAUGCGUGUGUGUCUGUGCGUGUGUGCGCGUGUGUGUGUGUGUGCACGUGUGUGCGUGUGUAUGUGUCUGUGUGUUUGCAUGGCUGCUUGCAGAACACUUCUCUCACCAGCCCACUGCAUUGAUGUGAUUGGUUUUGCUGGGAUGCCGUGUGUCCUUCCUUCAGGAGAUCCUAAACCACUGUUUUGAGGACGUGGAGCGCUUCAUGGGCCGCCUGCAGCGGGCCGCUGAGGCUCAGAGCAUCCUCAACCAGACCAAGAAGAGGAAGAGCAGAACAAGCAAGAAGAAGAAGCAGGAUGGUGAGAGAGAGAGAGAGAGAGAUAGAGAGAUAGAGAGAGAUACUGUAUAUAUACAUAAUGACAUUUGAAAUGUCUUUAUUCUUUUGGAACGUCAGAGUGUAAUGUUUACUGUUACUAUUUAUUGUCUAUUUCACUUUUGUUUACUAUCUACUUCACUUGCUUUGGCAAGGUUAACAUACGUUUCCCAUGCCAAUAAAGCCCUUAAAUUGAAGAGAGAGAGAGAGAGAGAGAGAGAGAGAGAGAGAGAGAGAGAGAGAGAUAGAGUGUGUCACGGUCGUUGAUGAACGGGUCAGACCAAGGCGCAGCGUGAAAUGCAUAAAUGUUUAUUGUACUGAAUAAACAUACAAAACAACAAAAGGCAACGAAACGUGACGUCGGAAGGCUAAACACUAACAAGCCAAACACACCGAACACAAACAAGAUCCCACAACACAGGCAGGAAAACUGGCUGCCUAAGGAUGAUCUCCAAUCAGAGACAACGAGCGACAGCUGCCUCUGAUUGGGAAUCACACCAGGCCAAACAUAGACAUAGAAACAUAUAAUCACCACAUAGAAAAACCCACACAUAUAUUCACACCCUGACCAAACUAACUAGGGCGGCAGGUAGCUUAGUGGGUAAGAGCGUUGGGCCAGUAACCGAAAGGUCGCUGGUUCUAAUCCCCGAGCCGACUAGGUGAAAAAUCUGUCGAUGUGCCCUUGAGCAAGGCUCUUAACCCUAAUUGCUCUUGUAAGUUGCUCUGGAUAAGAGCAUCUGCUAAAUGACCUAUUAUUAACUAGAGUCUAUAGGUCAGGGCGUGACAGAGAGAGAGGGGGAGAGAGAGAGGGGGAGAGAGAGAGAGAGAGAGAGAGAGAGAAUAAAGAAAGAGAGAUAGAGUUAGGUGGUAAACAGCUGUUGGAUGGGGCUGGAGAAAUGUAUCCACUCUCAAAUGAGACCAAAAUUAUAGUUUUAACCAUGUGUUUUGGCUGUACAGUGUUUGUUUACAAUUACAUUGUUUACAAACAUUGGAGUAAAUAAAACAAGCUUAUAUUUUGGGUUCUGAUGGGGUACAGCUCAUGAGGCAUUUAUAAGUUAUAUUCUUCAAUAAUCAAUGGGCAUACACUACCGGUCAAAAGUUUUAGAACACCUACUCAUUCAAGGGUUUUUCUUUAUUUUUACUAUUUUCUACAUUGUUGAAUAAUAGUGAAGACCUCACAACUAUGAAAUAACUAAUAUGGAAUCAUGUAGUAACCAAAAUAGUGUUAAACAAAUCAUAAUAUAUGUUAUACUUGAGAUUCUUCAAAUAGCCACCCUUUUCCUUGAUGACAGCUUUGCACAUUCUUGGCAUUCUCUCAACCAGCUUCAUGAGGUACUCACCUGAAAUGCAUUUCAAUUAACAGGUGUGCCUUCUUAAAAAUUAAUUUGUGGAAUUUCUGUGAUUUAUUUAGAAUUCAAGGCAUACUUAACCAGCAUGGCUACCACAGCAUUCUGUAGCGAUACGCCAUCCCAUCUGGUUUGGGCUUAGUGGGACUAUCAUUUGUUUUUCAACAGGACAAUGACCCAACACACCUCCAGGCUGUGUAAGGGCUAUUUUACCAAGAAGGAGAGUGAUGGAGUGCUGCAUCAGAUGACCUGGCCUCCACAAUCCCCUGACAAGCAUUUCGCUUCACCCGCAAUAACAUCUACUAAACAUGUGUAUGUGACUAAUAAAAUGUGAUUUGAUUUGAUUUGACCUCAACCAAAUUGAGAUGGUUUGGGAUGAGUCGGACCACAGAGUGAAGGAAAAGCAGGCAACAAGUGCUCAGCAUAUGUGGGAACUCCUUCAAGACUGUUGGAAAAGCCUUCCAGGUGAAGCUGGUUGAGAGAAUGCCAAGAGUGUGCAAAGCUGUCAUCAAGGCAAAGGGUGGCUAUUUGAUUUGUUCAACACUUUAUUGGUUACUACAUGAUUCCAUAUGUGUUAUUUCAUAGUUUUGAUGUCUUCACUAUUAUUCAACAAUGUAGAAAAUAGUAAAAAUAAAGAAAAACCCUUGAAUGAGUAGGUGUUCUAAAACCUUUGACCGGUAGUGUAUAUAAUUAAUUUAAAUAAAAAAUGUAUGUAGCAAUCGCAGGACCCAAUCAAGUCACAGCACAAACAGGACGCUCUUCAAGACAGUGUAGAGGUAUACUUACUGUAACAUUGGCCAGUGGAACUGUGAAGUGGCACCUCAAGAAGUGAUGAAUAGGAGGAAUGGUCUGGUGAAAGGAAGAAAGUUGUGAUUGUGUUCUGGGUACUAUUCUCACAUGUUAUCUCAUUUCUGAAUCACCAUCAUAGUAGUUGAUUGUUUUGUGUUUUGUGUGCAGAUGAUCUGCUGACCCUGAAAGCCUGCCCUCCGCCUGAGGAGGAGUUUGUUGACAUUUUUCAGAAAGUCAAGUACUCCUUCUGUCUGCUGGUGAGACCAUGUGGUGGAAUAACAGAGGCAUUUGUUUCUGUCUAUUGUCCCUCUCUGUCACACUCCAUCAAUCUUUCGUAUGUAAGGCUAAUUUCUUACCAAUGUUCUCACCUCAGUAUACGCCGGGGUAUUGGUAACGUUCUCGACUCUGGACAACACAUGUCCCCUUGGAGACGGGGUUCCAGCAUCCUUACAUAUUUUAUGCUCUCUGUCUAUCUACCAAUCUGUUCCUACAUCUGUCUGCCCUCUGUCUAUCUCCCUAUCUGUUCCUACAUCUGUCCUAUCAUGUAAUAAAAAUAUAGAUUGGAUGUGUGUUUUCCCUUAAAAAAAAAGAAGCUCAGUACUUUCCUCCAUUUUAGUAUCUAUAGCUCAGUUAGUAGAGCAUGGUGCUGGCAACGGCAGGCUUCCAUUCCCAGGACCACCUGUACAUCGGAUCUAUGUACGCAUGACUGUAAGCUGCUUUGGAGAAAAGCAUCUGCUAAAUAGCAUAUAUUAUAAUUAUAUUAUUUUGCUUUCAGGACCGCCUGAAGUCAUCCAUCACAGAGCCUUCUUCUGGGGAGCUGCUGCAUCACGUCUUUAUUCCACUGGGCCUGGUAGGUAUUUACUAGCCUGGUCCUAGACCUGUCCACUGGUCCCAGACCUGUCCACUGGGCCUGGUAGGUAUUUACUAGACUGAUCCCAGAUCUGUCUACUGGGCCUGGUAGGUAUUUACUAGACUGAUCCCAGACCUGUCCACUGGUCCCAGACCUGUCCACUGGGCCUGGUAGGAAUUUACUAGCCUGGUCCCAGACUUGUCCUCUGGUCCCAGAUCUGUCCACUGGGCCUGGUAGGAAUUUACUAGACUGAUCCCAGAUCUGUCUACUGGGCCUGGUAGUUAUUUACUAGCCUGGUCCCAGACUUGUCCUCUGGUCCCAGAUCUGUCCACUGGGCCUGGUAGGAAUUUACUAGACUGAUCCCAGAUCUGUCCACUGAUCCUGGUAGGAAUUUACUAGCCUGAUCCCAGAUCUGUCCACUGAUCCUGGUAGGAAUUUACUAGUCUGGUCCCAGAUCUGUCCACUGGGCCAGGUAGGAAUUUACUAGCCUGGUCCCAGAUCUGUCCACUGGGCCUGGUAGGAAUUUCCUAACCUGGUCCCAGAUCUGUGUGUUCUGUAUAGCCAACUCUAUUUUUCGCUGACAAUGCAGUACCAACAGACUUGGGAUCAGGCUAGAUGUUCACGCCUCAUCAGCACAGCCACAGGCUACCAAACCAGCAAGACUAUCUGGACAAGGGCACUGAUACUAAAGAUUUUUAUAACGAACCCAAGAUAGACCACAGCCUGUAAUUUCCAAUGGGAGCCAAUUAAUCAUAGUGGGCAGAACAAGCAAGGAGGUGGCAGAGCCUAGCACGAGCUAGCGAGAUCCUAUCGGCGCAUUCUAGCAUGUAUUUGCAUAAUUCCAUUAGAGAAUGCCUACUCUGUGAAGUGCGCAUGUGUAAUAACUCAAUCCACCUUUGGACUCCUUCUAAACAACGCAUAUUUUAGAAACUUUGGCAAAUGGUAAAGUCUACAAAACUUAGUCCACUCUGUUCGUAACAAAUUAUAGUUUUGGGAACAGAAACUGUAUUGAGAUCAAAUGUUUCUGUGAUGAGAAAAUGUGCAGAAAUGUCGGCCAAAAUCCAUCUUGCUCCAUCUUCUCCCACUGCCGGCCACUGGACUUCCUCUCACUACCAUAUUUGGUAGUGAGUGGAAACGCCAAGUGGAUGCUUCACAUUUAUACAUCCGGUGAAAUAUCUGGCUCAUUGUUCUAUCUGUGGUACUGUAUGAUUAUCUGUCUGUCUGUCUCUCUCUGUCUCUGUCUGUCUGUGUCUGUCUGUGUCUGUCUCUGUCUGUCUGUCUGUCUGUCUCUCUCUGUCUGUCUCUCUCUGUCUGUCACAGGUGGACAGAAGGAGGGAUGGAUGCAUCAGUAUUAAGUAUGAUGUCGAUCCAUGUCUCUCUCUCUCUCGUCUCAGAUGGUGAAGACUACUGGUGGGCCAGAGUUGGGGGCGACUGUGGUCAGUCCAGCCCUGACCAGUGGUGCUGUGUCUCUACUGCAGAAGCACCUGACUGAUGAAGAGAAGGAGUUCUGGACCUCCCUAGGGCCUAACUGGACCUUACACUGGUAAUAGAAUCAUAUAUGUUCUGGACCUCGCUAGGGCCUAACUGGUCCUUACACUGGUAAUAGAAUCAAUCAUAUAUGUUCUGGACCUCCCUAGGGCCUAACUGGACCUUACACUGGUAAUAGAAUCAUAUAUGUUCUGGAUCUCCCUAGGGCCUAACUGGACCUUACACUGGUAAUAGAAUCAUAUAUGUUCUGGACCUCCCUAGGGCCUAACUGGACCUUACACUGGUAAUAGAAUCAUAUAUGUUCUGGACCUCCCUAGGGCCUAACUGGACCUUACACUGGUAAUAGAAUCAUAUAUGUUCUGGACCUCCCUAGGGCCUAACUGGACCUUACACUGGUAAUAGAAUCAUAUAUGUUCUGGACCUCCCUAGGGCCUAACUGGACCUUACACUGGUAAUAGAAUCAUAUAUGUUCUGGACCUCGCUAGAGCCUAACUGGACCUUACACUGGUAAUAGAAUCAUAUAUGUUCUGGACCUCCCUAGGGCCUAACUGGACCUUACACUGGUAAUAGAAUCAUAUAUGUUCUGGACCUCGCUAGAGCCUAACUGGACCUUACACUGGUAAUAUAAUCAUGUUAUAUAAUAUAUGCCAUUUAGCAGACACUUUUAUCAAAAUCGACUUACAGUCAUGCGUGCAUACAUCAUACGUAUGGGUGGUCCUGGGAAUCGAACCCACUAUCAUGGUGUGACAAGCACCAUGCUCUACCAACUGAACUACAGGGGAAACUGGUGUAUGUGUGUGUGUGUGUGUGUGUGUGUGUGUGUGUGUGUGUGUGUGUGUGUGUGUGUGUGUGUGUGUGUGUGUGUGUGUGUGUGUGUGUGUGUGUGUGUGUGUGUGCGUGUGCGUGUGUGUGUGCAUGCGUGUGUCUGUGUGUGUGUAUGCAUGCCAUGCGCGUGUGUGUGUUUGUGUAUGUGUAUGAACUGCAUUUUAGUAUGUCUGUGCUUAUUGCUGUACAGGUGCCGUAUCUUAAUUUGAGCCGGUUUCACACAGUAGAAAAAGAAUCCUGCAGCAACAGGAAAUGUGAAUUGUUAUGUGGAUUAUAAUUAAUGGACAUUCUUUGUAGAGGUUGAUAUAUUUUUCGUAAGGGCAAAUCAAGUCUAAAAUGUUAAAGUUAAAUACAAACUUUAGAAGCCUUUUUAAACUUUGAAUACGCUACAAGUUUGCAUUUCCUGCCGUGCAGGAAAAUUCGUACAACAACAGGAUUAUCAAAUGAAGAUACGGCAUCUGUAUGUUCGUGUGUAUUUCAUUUGCACAUUGUCAUCCAUAGACAAGGCUCAAGGCAGGAAUUGACCUUUUGCCUCUCUCUCUCUCCCAGCUCCCAGCUUGUUGAGUCUGUUCCUCCAUACUCACCUGUCUUUCUGGAUGGAUGGCAGCCUGAGGCCUUUGACCCAGAAGGUCAACUUUGGGAGGACCCAAUCAAGUCACAGCACAAACAGGACGCUCUUCAAGACAGUGUAGGGGUAUACUUACUGGAACGUUGGCCAGUGGAACUGUGUGUCACCCUAAUUCGAUUUUUAAUGGAUUUGAUUUUAAUUGAUUUGAUUAUUCCUUCUUAUUCCUUCCCUAAUUUAGGACCAUCCUGAUCAGGCAGAGGAAGGCCCCAGCUCAGUCCAGCACGCUGACGAAUCGUAUGUUUCUGAGAUCCCCAAUAACUGCUGUGAUACUUUUUGUUUACUGAUUCAUACAGUUCACAACAUGGGCAAACACAGUUUCCCCACUGAUUAUGGCACCUUUCACCUUUUGAGCUUGAAUCCAAGAACUUCCUGUGCACAUAAAACAGUGUGUUUUUUAAAAGUUGUUACCUGUAUAUUAUUAAUAUAUUUAAUAUAUAAUAUAUAUAUAAUUAUUAAUAAUACAUCAUUAAUUUAGUAAAACAGUAAGUCUUUAAAACUAGUUUCCAUUACUACCAUGUUAUUAACUCUUUAUUCCAUGCUGUAAUGAACAGUCCUACUGUUUUUCAAAACACCAUCAAUAUUACAAAGAAACAACAUCUGUGUGUGAGAGAUUACAGGCAACACCAACUGAUCACAGUUAAAUGGGGGUUUCGUUAAUCUCCACCCUUCUCUUCAUGUGCACAUUCCCCAUCAUGGAUUUACCAAUGUUGGAAACUCCCUCCAGCCAAUGCUUAGACCAAUCCAAUGCUUAAAUCCAUUAUGAGGAGUGACUGUCAGCCUUCUCCUCCAAAACGCCUGAGAAGUUGGCGAGGAGAUUGGAUAUGAAGAAUCGAGGAAAUACAAUUGAGAUUGAGCCUAGGACUGUGUGAUACAAAUGAGAUUGACCCUAGGACUGUCUGAUACAACUGAGAUUGACCAUAGCACUGUUUGAUACAAUUGAGAUUGACCCUAGGACUGUGUGAUACAACUGAGAUUGACCCUAGGACUGUCUGAUACAACUGAGAUAGACCCUAGGACUGUCUGAUACAGCUGAGAUUGACCCUAAGACUGUCUGAUACAGCUGAGAUUGACCCUAAGACUGUCUGAUACAACUGAGAUAGACCCUAGGACUGUCUGAUACAGCUGAGAUUGACCCUAAGACUGUCUGAUACAACUGAGAUUGACCCUAAGACUGUCUGAUACAGCUGAGAUUGACCCUAAGACUGUCUGAUACAACUGAGAUAGACCCUAGGACUGUCUGAUACAGCUGAGAUUGACCCUAGGACUGUCUGAUACAACUGAGAUUGACCCUAAGACUGUCUGAUAAAACUGAGAUUGACCCUAGGACUGUCUGAUACAACUGAGAUUGACCCUAGGACUGUCUGAUACAGCUGAGAUUGACCCUAAGACUGUCUGAUAAAACUGAGAUUGACCCUAGGACUGUCUGAUAUAAUUGAGAUUGACCCUAGGACUGUCUGAUACAACUGAGAUUGACCCUAGGACUGUCUGAUAUAAUUGAGAUUGACCCUAGGACUGUCUGAUAUAAUUGAGAUUGACCCUAGGACUGUCUGAUAUAAUUGAGAUUGACCCUAGGACUGUCUGAUAUAAUUGAGAUUGACCCUAGGACUGUCUGUUUGUCCUCCAGAGAUGGCAGUGAGCUUCCACCUGAGGGUGAGAGAAUGUUCAGCUGCAGCUACGACUUUGUUGCCAGGAACAGCAGUGAACUCUCCGUACUGCAGGGAGAAACUCUGGAGGUUUUUAUUCUAGAACAUUUGUAUUACAUGACAACACUACAAUACUGUGUGAACUGCAUGUUAAAUACUGUCUGAGUCCCAAACGGGACCCUACUCCCUAUAUAGUGCACUACCUUUGACCAGAGCCCAUAGGGUCUACUUGUGUCUCUCAACUAUAAUUGACAGAAGUUCACAUGUAUUGAAUUGUCCUGCUUACUUAAAAGAUCUCACAAAUCAAUUCCAUUCAGUGAGCUUUAUUUGCUUGAUUCAGUAUAUCUUACAUUGGCAAGAACACACAGAGGGAACACAUUAUUUAUAACAACAAGUUAAUCAAAAUUCCAUGUCAUAAAUAAACAUCCUAAUUCAAAUCCUCUCUUGUUUAGGUGAUUGAGUCAUCAAAGCGUUGGUGGAAGUGCCGCAAUCGCUUUGACCAGGUUGGGUUUGUUCCCUUCAACAUUCUGGAGCCUCUGUCUGCCCUCAACAACAACCAUAGGGAUAGCCCAGUGGUACUCAGACAGUCUAAGGUAAUGGACACACACACACACACACACACACACACACACACACACGGUUGACACUGUUUCCACAGUAACGGUGCCUCUUUACAAUGAUGUGAUACAACUUUGAUAUGAAGUCCCCACUUGUUGUAGUAAACAAGUAUCAUGAAAUACAUGCACCCACAACAGGGCACACUUGUCAGAUAAAUAUCAGCUAGCUAGCUAGUGGUCUGCUUGGCUAGCUGCUUGGCUAAACACAGAAUGUCAGCACACUGUUUUCUGAUUGGCUAAACGGAUCCGUUUCGUCUUCAGCUAAUAUUUGAUGUGUUGAAUCUUGGAAACUCCAGCAGCCGACAUGAGACGUUCUAAAACUAGGAUGUGUAGAUUUAAGCUGAUUUCGUUCUAAAAUGGCAUUGAUGGGUUCUAAACUUGAAAUAUGAAAUAUCCUUAUUCAUGUUACUGAGGGAGAGAGGAGAAGGCAGAAGGUUUACAUUCUGUCAGAACAUGUUAUUGUUAGAUAUUAGGUGUCCUAUAGAGAGGAGAAGGGCCACAGUCUGGUUUCAGUUGUUGGGUUGUAAUUUGAAAUACUUGAUACACUAGAAGUGAAUGGUUAUAUGUAGGAGGAAUGUAUAUGGUGGGGUCAAUGGAGGUUGGAUAAGAGCCAGGGGCUUGGACAGUUACUAAGUAAGGGAAAAGGGAAUCACAUGGUUGUGGUCACUGAUAAGGGUGGAUAGCUGUGGAUUAGUGAGGAAUGGGGGCCGAGGUCAGGUCAGGUCACAUAAAGGGAGAAGGAAUAGUUUAUUACCCACAUCACAUAACUUCCUGCCUAGCAACAAAGAUGUAAUGUUUAGAGAAAAGGAGGAGACUCCAUCUAAAGUGGGGUAUAUAUACUUGUGCUGGUGGGAACAUGUCUUUGUCUUUCAGCUGGUUGACCCAGUGGGUCAAUAAACUUGGUUUGAGCUUUACCAGUCAUCCGUGAGUUUUUACUCUGUUUAUUUAGAAUCUAACAGCAUAAAACUGUCUUGUCUCGGCUGUUGUAUCUGAACAGGGCAUAAUAGACACAUACUCACCGACUCAUCCGAGUUACCCUGUGUGUUCAUGUCUCUGUUUGAUAGAAGGUGCCCUUCGCCCCUCCCAAGCACUUCUCCUACACCCCUUUCAGCCCAGAAGGGGCAAACCCCCCCGCCAUGCCCCGCCGUCCUCAAAGCAUGUUCCCCUCCACCAUGACAGGGGGCGACAGAGACAAAGGUAAGCCUGUCGUUUGGGUGGUCUGUAGUGGUUAGCGUCACCACCCACCUCCAGGUCACAUGCAUAUUUACUGCUGUCGGCAUAGGUACACAUUCCUCCCUCUGCCCUUUGACACACUCUCCUCCCAGAGCCAUGUAUUUAGAGAGUUAAGACAUUGAGGUUUCUGCAUUAUGAUGCAUUUACAUGACACUAGAACAUUCUAUGACAGCCAUUUUAGCUCCCCAUUAACAUUACAUGAGGAAUAUUUACUGAAUGUCUUGAAUCAGAACAAUAUUGAAAAUUCAAAAAGUUGCCCAGACACUCUAAAUACAUAGCUCUGGUCUCCUCCGCUGUCCGUUUCAUCUCUCUCUCACUCUGUUGAAUAAAAAGUAAAUAGAUUAUGACAGGGUUUCCCAGCUGACGGCCCAAUUUGUCACUCCAAGUUUUCUUCAAUUUUUUUACAUUAUUUAAUGUUUUAUUGUUUGACAUAAAAUACAAUCUAGUUGAUGCUCCCUGGUUUAGGACCACUCUUAAUCUAGUUAAUGCUCCCUGGUUUAGGACCAUUCUGAACCUAGUUAAUUCUCCCUGGUUUAGGACCACUCUGAAUCUAGUUAAUGCUCCCUGGUUUAGGACCAUUCUGAACCUAGUUAAUGCUCCCUGGUUUAGGACCACUCUGAAUCUAGUUAAUGCUCCCUGGUUUAGGACCAUUCUGAACCUAGUUAAUGCUCCCUGGUUUAGGACCACUCUGAAUCUAGUUGAUGCUCCCUGGUUUAGGAUCACUCUGAAUCUAGUUGAGGCUCCCUGGUUUAGGACCACUCUGAAUCUAGUUGAGGCUCCCUGGUUUAGGACCACUCUGAAUCUAGUUAAUGCUCCCUGGUUUAGGACCAUUCUGAACCUAGUUAAUGCUCCCUGGUUUAGGACAACUCUGAAUCUAGUUGAUGUUCCCUGGUUUAGGACCACUCUGAAUCUAGUUGAUGCUCCCUGGUUUAGGACCACUCUGAACCUAGUUUAUGCUCCCUGGUUUAGGACCACUCUGAAUCUAGUUAAUGCUCCACCGAGGACCACAAUGGAAAUAAGCCUUUAGGCUUUUAAAAAACAAAAUCAAUCAAUCAAUCCAUUUAUUUCAGAGUUCCGAAUCGCCACAAGGCUGCGUGCUAGAGCAGUAUGGAUGCUGUCUUGACUAAAGCAGUAUGGAUGCUGUCUUGACUAGAGCAGUGUGGAUACUGUCUUGACUGACUUGUCCACACAUCACCAUCAACCAACACACUGGAGAUAUGUUAUGGUUCUUUAAUGAAUAACUGUAGGUAGUGGUUCUACAAGGGUAGAAAAUAGAGAACAUAUUAUAGAACACAAUACUAUGUAAAAUGAGUAUGGCUAUACACAGAUAGACCUGAAAUAUCCAUACAAUAUAAUCCAACUAAGAUAUAUUACUAUACAGUAUGCAAUACUAAGAUGACUUUGACUUAACUGAAUGAUGAACAGUAAGCUAUAUAGAAUAACAUAAAUAACAGCAGAAUAAAGAUGUAGUCUAUACACUGUUACAAUAAUACAGAAUAAAGUUGUAGUCUAUUCACUAUUACAAUAAAACAGAAUAAAGCUGUAGUCUAUACACUAUUACAAUAACACAGAAUAACGUUGUAGUCUAUUCACUGUUACAAUAAUACAGAAUAAAGCUGUAGUCUAUUCACUGUUACAAUAACACAGAAUAAAGCUGUAGUGUAUACACUGCUACAAUAAAACAACUCUAGCGUGCUCACAUAGACUGUAAACUAUAAUGUGGCCCGCAAGUACAGGUGACCACCGCACAGAGAGAAACUUCCUCAACAAACCCCUCAAUUGUGGACAGAGUGAGAGCCCUCACUAACCCAACUCAACAUGCUAUACAUGACUAAUAAGCUACAGAGUAGAGCCCUCACUAACCCAACUCAACAUGCUAUACAUGACUAAUAAGCUUUAGAGUAGAGCACUCACUAACCCAUCUCAACAUGCUAUACAUGACUAAUAAGCUUUAGAGUAGAGCCCUCACUAACCCAACUCAACAUGCUAUACAUGACUAAUAAGCUACAGAGUAGAGCCCUCACUAACCCAACUCAACAUGCUAUACAUGACUAAUAAGCUUUAGAGUAGAGCCCUCACUAACCCAACUCAACAUGCUAUACAUGACUAAUAAGCUUUAGAGUAGAGCACUCACUAACCCAUCUCAACAUGCUAUACAUGACUAAUAAGCUUUAGAGUAGAGCACUCACUAACCCAUCUCAACAUGCUAUACAUGACUAAUAAGCUUUAGAGUAGAGCCCUCACUAACCCAACUCAACAUGCUAUACAUGACUAAUAAGCUACAGAGUAGAGCCCUCACUAACCCAACUCAACAUGCUAUACAUGACUAAUAAGCUUUAGAGUAAAGCACUCACUAACCCAUCUCAACAUGCUAUACAUGACUAAUAAGCUUUAGAGUAGAGCCCUCACUAACCCAACUCAACAUGCUAUACGUGACUAAUAAGCUUUAGAGUAGAGGCCUCACUAACCCAACUCAACAUGCUAUACAUGACUAAUAAGCUACUGCAGUAGUGAGGAGGCUGUACAGUAUAAUACUAACUCUGUAUAGAAUGUAACUGCUAUAACAAAGAUAUGACUGUCUUAUAGGCAUAAUGUAAAUCAAAUCAAAUCAAAUUGUAUUUGUCACAUACACAUGUUUAGCAGAUGUUAUAGCGGGUGUAGCGAAAUGCUUGUGCUUCUAGCUCCGACAGUGCAGUAAUAUCUAACAAAUAAUAUCUAACAAUUUCACAACAUAUACAGUGAGGGAAAAAAGUAUUUGAUCCCCUGCUGAUUUUGUACGUUUGCCCACUGACAAAGAAAUGAUCAGUCUAUAAUUUUAAUGGUAGGUUUAUUUGAACAGUGAGAGACAGAAUAACAACAAAAAUAUCCAGAAAAACGCAUGUCAAAAAUUUUAUAAAUUGAUUUGCAUUUUAAUGAGGGAAAUAAGUAUUUGACCCCCUCUCAAUCAGAAAAGUUUCUGGCUCCCAGGUGUCUUUUAUACAGGUAACGAGCUGAGAUUAGGAGCACACUCUUAAAGGGAGUGCUCCUAAUCUCAGUUUGUUACCUGUAUAAAAGAUACCUGUCCACAGAAGCAAUCAAUCAAUCAGAUUCCAAACUCUCCACCAUGGUCAAGACCAAAGAGCUCUCCAAGGAUGUCACGGACAAGAUUGUAGACCUACACAAGCCUGGAAUGGGCUACAAGACCAUCGCCAAGCAGCUUGGUGAGAAGGUGACAACAGUUGGAAGAAACACAAAAGAACAGUCAAUCUCCCUCGGCCUGGGGCUCCAUGCAAGAUCUCACCUCGUAGAGUUGCAAUGAUCAUGAGAACGGUGAGGAAUCAGCCCAGAACUACACUGGAGGAUCUUGUCAACGAUCUCAAGGCAGCUGGGACCAUAGUCACCAAGAAAACAAUUGGUAACUCACUAGGCCGUGAAGGACUGAAAUCCUGCAGCGCCCACAAGGUCCCCCUGCUCAAGAAAGCACAUAUACAGGGCCGUCUGAAGUUUACCAAUGAACAUCUGAAUGAUUCAGAGGAGAACUGGGUGAAAGUGUUGUGGUCAGAUGAGACCAAAAUCGAGCUCUUUGGCAUCAACUCAACUCGCCGUGUUUGGAGGAGGAGGAAUGCUGCCUAUGACCCCAAGAACACCAUCCCCACCGUCAAACAUGUAGGUGGAAACAUUAUGCUUUGGGGGUGUUUUUCUGCUAAGGGGACAGGACAACUUCACCGCAAAGGGAUGAUGGACGGGGCCAUGUACCGUCAAAUCUUGGGUGAGAACCUCCUUCCCUCAGCCAGGGCAUUGAAAAUGGGUCGUGGAUGGGUAUUCCAGCAUGACAAUGACCCAAAACACACGGCCAAGGCAAUGAAGGAGUGGCUCAAGAAGAAGCACAUUAAGGUCCUGGAGUGGCCUAGCCAGUCUCCAGACCUUAAUCCCAUAGAAAAUCUGUGGAGGGAGCUGAAGGUUCGAGUUGCCGAACGUCAGCCUCGAAACCUUAAUGACUUGGAGAAGAUCUGCAAAGAGGAGUGGGACAAAAUCCCUCCUGAGAUGUGUGCAAACCUGGUGGCCAACUACAAGAAACAUCUGACCUCUGUGAUUGCCAACAAGGGUUUUGCCACCAAGUACUAAGUCAUGUUUUGCAGAGGGGUCAAAUACUUAUUUCCCUCAUUAAAAUGCCAUUACAAUUAUAGACUGAUCAUGUCUUUGUAGGUGGGCAAACGUACAAAAUCAGCAGGGGAUCAAAUACUUUUUUCCCUCACUGUACCUAAUACACACAAAACUAGUAAGGAAUGGAAUUUAAGAAAAUAUACAUGGACAAGCAAUGACAGAGCGGCAUGGACUAAGAUACAGUAGAAUAUUAUAGAAUAGAAUGCAGUAUAUACAUAUGAGAUGAGUAGUGCAAGAUAUGUAAACAUGAUUAAAGUGACUGUAAACAUUAUUAAAGUAACUAGUGUUCCAUUUCUUAAAGUGGCCAGUGAUUUCAGUAGGCAGCAGCCUCUAAUGUGCUAGUGAUGGCUAUUUAACAGUCUGAUGGCCUUGAGAUAGAAGCUGUUUUUCAUAAUGUAACUGCUAUAACAAAGAUAUGACUGUCUUCUAGACAUAAUGUAACUGCUAUAACAAACUGUCUGUUCUCUGUCUUCUAGACAUAAUGUAACUGCUAUAACAAACUGUCUGUUCUCUGUCUUCUAGACAUAAUGUAACUGAUAUAACAAACUGUCUGUUCUCUGUCUUCUAGACAUAAUGUAACUGAUAUAACAAACUGUUCUCUGUCUCCACCACAACUCAGUAUUGAUGUGCAGUUCACUAACAAUUAGUUAUUUUAACAAUAGAAUGUUAUUUAUAUGGGGGAUACAAUCUUCCCAGCUCUGCAGAUUUUGCUGUGAAGAGACAGAAUCAUUAGAUCAUUUGUUUUGGUUCUGUCCAUUUCUAGCUUGUUUUUGGACAAAAGUCCAGGAAUGGCUAAAGGAUUGCAAAAUUUACCUGGAGCUAACCUUGCAGAUAGCAUUACUGGGUGAUCUGAAAAGUCAUAGUCAAUCGAUCAAUAAUAUAAUAAUACUUUUAGCAAAAUUAUUUAUUUUUAAUUCACAAUCUGUAGAAGCAAUGAGAAUAGAAAGAUUCAGAACUUUUGUAAAACAUCACAGUACAGUUGAAAUAUAUAUGGCAAAUAGAAAUCCUAUAUGGAUGGUGUUAAGAGAUAGAUGGGAGGUGUUGAAUGGAGUUGAAGGAUGGGACUAAUAACAAAUAACAACAAAUAUUAACAAGAUAACUAAUAAUGUAAGCAUACUGUGUCCAUAAUAAGUAUAUAGGUUGUAUGUUGGGAGCUUUUGGGAAAGAGCACAGUUAGAAAGAUAUGGCAUAUAGAAGCAAACCGGAUGGACAUCAUGAAAAUGAUCGGAGAGGUUGAGAGUAGAAGAAGUUCAGGAGCAAAACAAAUAAAAUAGAAUUAUUGUAAAAUUGACUGUGUCCAUAAAAUGUAGAUAGUAAGUAUAAGCUGGAAGUAGAGGCCUAAGCAUUGUUGUUCACUAAUUUACCCCAAGUAGGGAAAGGAUGGCGGGGUUGAAAAGUAAUAAAGGGGAGUAUAUAUAUAAAAAACAUGGGGGAUUGGAAGUGAUGCAGAAAAUUACAUUGAUGGAAGUUGCAAUCUAUCUGCAAUAUUAAGCUGAUCUACCACCCCCCCAGCUUUGUAGAACCAAAACAUAUACAGCCUCUGCUCAACAAACCAAAACUUUUGGGGGGCUGCAGUUUAUGAACCACAUUGUGCUUAUCACCCUCAAGACAGUCAAGCAAUGCAUUCCGCCAAGAGUAGUUCACAAUCUAGUCCAAGAGUUGUUCACAAUCUAGUCUGGUUGCAGCCACAACUAGACCUUGUUUCAAAUGGAUCAAUAAUGUUUUUAUUUGUAUGCCUGGCAGUCAAUAAAUGUAGAUGGUUUAAACCUUUGACAUGUCUCAGUCACACAGCUCCAAUGAGCCCCUUAUGGUGAAUGACAUGUGAACGAGAGAGGCUUGUAGAAUCAUUACUCUUUUGAGUUUUCAGUUCAUCGUUCGCUGGUAGGGGGUUCCUGCAUGCUUUGGGCAUUACUGACUCAAAUGAACGAAAUUAGUCGAAAGAUUUGUUCUUUUGACUGAAUGAGUCUAAAAGAUCAGAGUCAGUAAAAAGAGCCAAACUUUCCAUCACUACAACUCGCUGGCUGGAGGCGGGACUUACAACUAGCAGGUGGAAGAGAAUAUCUCUGAUUGGGUAGAAACGUAGGGGUGAUUGAAUGAUGAGCUGUCAGACAUUCUAGCUAAAGGGACAAACUAGGGUUGGAUAGGGAAAUACUAAAUCUGAAUGUGUGGCCGUUUUAACAAUCAUACCAGGAUAGUCCACAAUGGCACCCUAUUCCCUAUAUAGUGUACUACUCAUUUUAUUACCAUUCAAUACCAAAAAUAGUGCACUAUAAAGGGAAUAGGGUGCCAUUUGUGAUCCACACUAGCACUCCUCUUAUCAGGCACUCUCUGUGUUUUCUGUUCAUAGCACUGCAGACUGUCUGGGUACUUCUAAAGGUUUAGUGGUUGUGUUAUACCUGCAUGUACUGUAUCCUGAUAAUAUAUACCCACUCUAGAUCCCUCUGGAUAAAAGGGCUUCAAUGACUACAAUGUAAAGGCAAUGUAAUGCCUAACCCUAAAGCUGUGUAAUCCAAGUCAAUGUAGUCAAUGUGAUGCCUAAACCUAAAGCUGUGUAGUCAAUGUGUGUGUGUGUGUGUGUGUGUGUGUGUGACCCCUGUGUGACCCCAGGCUUCAUGGUGAAUGAUGAGCUCCUCCAGCAGCUGGCCAACAGCAGGGCGGGGUCCAUCCGUCCCCUGGUGAUCCCCCGCACCACAGACACCUCGGCCCCCCUGGACUACCAGUCCCCUCCUGCUGAGGUAGAGGGCUGGCUGAGAGGGAAGGGCUUCACUGAGCCGUGAGUGGUGUAGUGGAGCUAGUUCAGUCAACUACAGUAUACUUCAUAUACACUAUACUUAUGUCUAUCCUUUCUAGCAUGGCCAUUAUGAAGACCACCUUGCCUUACUCUGCCCUAUCUCUCUCUCUCUAUUCAGGACAGUAACACUUCUGACCACCUUACUCUGCCCUAUCUCUCUCUCUCUAUUCAGGACAGUAACACUUCUGACCACCUUACUCUGCCCUAUCUCUCUCUCUAUUCAGGACAGUAACACUUCUGACCACCUUACUCUGCCCUAUCUCUCUCUCUCUAUUCAGGACAGUAACACUUCUGACCACCUUACUCGGCCCUAUCUCUCUCUCUCUAUUCAGGACAGUAACACUUCUGACCACCUUACUCUGCCCUAUCUCUCUCUCUCUAUUCAGGACAGUAACACUUCUGACCACCUUACUCUGCCCUAUCUCUCUCUCUCUAUUCAGGACAGUAACACUUCUGACCACCUUACUCUGCCCUAUCUCUCUCUCUAUUCAGGACAGUAACACUUCUGACCACCUUACUCUGCCCUAUCUCUCUCUCUCUAUUCAGGACAGUAACACUUCUGACCACCUUACUCUGCCCUAUCUCUCUCUCUCUAUUCAGGACAGUAACACUUCUGACCACCUUACUCUGCCCUAUCUCUCUUUCUCUAUUCAGGACAGUAACACUUCUGACCACCUUACUCUGCCCUAUCUCUCUCUCUCUAUUCAGGACAGUAACACUUCUGACCACCUUACUCUGCCCUAUCUCUCUCUCUAUUCAGGACAGUAACACUUCUGACCACCUUACUCUGCCCUAUCUCUCUCUCUCUAUUCAGGACAGUAACACUUCUGACCACCUUACUCUGCCCUAUCUCUCUCUCUCUAUUCAGGAAAGUAACACUUCUGACCACCUUACUCUGCCCUAUCUCUCUCUCUCUAUUCAGGACAGUAACACUUCUGACCACCUUACUCUGCCCUAUCUCUCUCUCUCUAUUCAGGACAGUAACACUUCUGACCACCUUACUCUGCCCUAUCUCCCUCUCUCUAUUCAGGACAGUAACACUUCUGACCACCUUACUCUGCCCUAUCUCUCUCUCUCUAUUCAGGACAGUAACACUUCUGACCACCUUACUCUGCCCUAUCUCUCUCUCUCUAUUCAGGACAGUAACACUUCUGACCACCUUACUCUGCCCUAUCUCUCUCUCUCUAUUCAGGACAGUAACACUUCUGACCACCUUACUCUGCCCUAUCUCCCUCUCUCUAUUCAGGACAGUAACACUUCUGACCACCUUACUCUGCCCUAUCUCUCUCUCUCUAUUCAGGACAGUAACACUUCUGACCACCUUACUCUGCCCUAUCUCUCUCUCUCUAUUCAGGACAGUAACACUUCUGACCACCUUACUCUGCCCUAUCUCUCUCUCCAUUCAGGACAGUUACACUGCUGGGGAGACUCACUGGUGCUGAGCUCUUUGCCCUGAGUAAAGAGGACCUGCGUAUGUUUUCACCAGAGGAGGGUGCCAGAGUGUACAGCCAGAUGAUGGUGCAGAAGGCUUUACUGGAGGUACAAGCAACCCCAUUGACUGGCCACCCUAUUGAUUGGCAACCCCAUUAACUAGCAACCACAUUGACUGACAACCCCAUUGACUGGCAACCCCAUUGACUUGAAGCCCCAUUGACUGGUAACCCCAUACACUGGCAACCCCAUUGACUGGUAACCCCAUUGACUGGUAACCCCAUUGACUGGCAACCCCAUUCACUGGCAACCCUAUUGACUGGCAACCCCAUUCUCACCUGAUUUACGCACCAUUCUCACCCCAUUCUCACCCCAUUCUUUCCCCGAUUCAACCCUAUUCUCAUCACAUCUCCUGACUUAUAGUGUUGUAUCAAAACACAUCACUUCCUCAGUACUCUUAUUUCUCCUCUCCCUCUGUCUUCCUUCUCUUCUGGUUGACACAACUCUCACAUUAUAGAUAGAUCCUUGGUUCCCAUCCUCUUCCCUCUCUCCUUCUCUCCCUCUCUCUCCUCUUCUCUCUCUCCUUCUCUCCCUCUCUCCUCUUCCCUCUCUCCUUCUCUCCCUCUCUCUCCUCUUCCCUCUCUCCUUCUCUCCCUCUCUCUCCUCUUCCCUAUUCUGUGUGACUACAGGGAGUCUCUGGGAGUUUCUGGGUGCAGAUGCAGCAAUACUUCUAAUGAUGGACUUGUGUUAGAUGUGUGCACACAUUACAUUUACAUUUUCGUCAUUUAGCAGACGCUCUUAUCCAGAGCAACUUACAAAUUGGUGCAUUUACCUUAUGAUAGCCAGUGGGACAACCACUUUACAAUAUAUAUAUAUAUAUUAUUAUUUUGUUGGGGGGGGGGGGGGGGGGGGGGGGGGGGGGUGGGGGGAGGGUAGAAGGAUUACUUUUAUCCUAUCCCAGGUAUUCCUUAAAGAGGUGGGGUUUCAAGUGUCUCCGGAAGGUGGUGAGUGACACAUGAAUCUCAUACAAUAUAUUGUUGGAUGGACAAGGUUGUUUAAAACGUUAGUUAUGUUAAAAUGACUUUCUGUUUUAUUGAAUGAAGGGAGUGAAGGGAGUAAUGUUCCAGUUCUGAAUCUAACCAAUAUAUUGUAGGGACCUUAACCCAACACCUAGAAAACUUGGUCAAGAGGUUCGGAACUCUUGGUGUAAUGGGGCGCAAGGAAGGCGUCUCCAUCAGAGACGCGUGUACACAUGAGGGACUUGGUAAAGAGAAGCGUGGGGACACACUCUCCAGAAGGAAGGGGGUAAUGACCGUUACACCAAGAGGUCCGAAACCUCUUGACGAGGUCGCUAGGUGUUGGCUUGACAGUCGCUGGACUUGGGUUGGAGUCCCAGUCUGGACUACCCCCUGAGUUCACUACAAUAUCACAUCACAUACUGUCUCACUGAAAGUCAGAGUAGUUCACUCACAUUUCAUAAUUUCACCAACCAGUAGUGACUUGUACUUUGCUACAGACAACAUAGGCUAACGUUAGCAAAGUAACUCUACCAGCUCCCUAACGUUAGCAAAGUAACUCUACUAGCUCCCUAACAUUAGCAAAGUAACUCUACUAGCUCCCUAACGUUAGCAAAGUAACUCUACUAGCUCCCUAACAUUAGCAAAGUAACUCUACUAGCUCCCUAACGUUAGCAAAGUAACUCUACUAGCUCCCUAACGUUAGCAAAGUAACUCUACUAGCUCCCUAACGUUAGCAAAGUAACUCUACUAGCUCCCUAACGUUAGCAAAGUAACUCUACUAGCUCCCUAACGUUAGCUAAGUAACUCUACUAGCUCCAUAACAGACUGUAUUUCCUCCUUUCUUUCUCGAUUUCUAUUAGGAUGUCCGCAAAUCCACAGAGCUGGAGGCAAUGAUGGAGAAACAGAAGCAGAAGGUGGACUUCCAGCUGGAGAGCAGGAGGCUGUGAACAACAACAAGCUAUACACAUGUAUAACACUGAUACACAGAUAUCACUAGUUGAUGGACGCCAACACAAUAACUUCACUGUCACUGAUUAAGAGGACACACAAACUCACUAACAUUGUCUGUAUGGAUACUCUGAUACAGAGAUUUACCUUUUAAAGGGAUAGUUCACCCAAACU
Messenger RNA from Coregonus sp. 'balchen', 26048 nucleotides. NCBI's taxonomy places the organism in Eukaryota, Metazoa, Chordata, Actinopteri, Salmoniformes, Salmonidae. The record is from the annotation of a GenBank genome assembly.